This is a messenger RNA of Nycticebus coucang (slow loris), 1345 nucleotides long. It is a transcript of the gene LY6H, whose product is annotated as lymphocyte antigen 6 family member H. The transcript has 5 exons. Gene Ontology annotation, molecular function: acetylcholine receptor binding; acetylcholine receptor inhibitor activity. The coding region runs from base 372 to 1010 and encodes 212 amino acids. Gene Ontology annotation, biological process: acetylcholine receptor signaling pathway. Lineage: Eukaryota; Metazoa; Chordata; Mammalia; Primates; Lorisidae. The record is from RefSeq and is a predicted model, not a curated record. Gene Ontology annotation, cellular component: plasma membrane.
ACAGGAGGGCUUGUGAGGUUGUGACCAGACUACACACAUCAAGUGUUUACGUGUAGUCGUACUCAGCAAAGGGCAGCUACGAUCGCCACGUUCUGCAUAGAUGCUGCGUUGGUGAUGACCGUGUGUCUCGUGUAAGAGGAGGCAGAAACCUCGUCGUCUAGUGCCUGGCCCAGGGCCUGGGGAAGUUCCAGGCCAGCAGUUCUUGGUCCAGGGAAUGAAGGCAGGACGAUUCCCACAAAGGCAGACUGCACCUUACCUAGCGCCCACAGAGGCGGUUCUGGGCACAGGGGACCGCUGGUGCGGAGGCACCGCUGUGGGGUAGGGCAGGAAGGCGAAGAGGAAGCUGAGAAGCUGCUCCAACGGAGCCUUGAAUGCCCUGGCCGGGAUUUUGGUCUCAUCCCCUGGGUGGAGACCGAAGGGCACCGCUCCCGCGCCGCGCACGCCGCCAGAGCCCGGAGUGCGGACCCCCCCGGGAUGUGAGUGCGCCCCUCGACCCCGAGGCCCGCGCUCCACGCUCCGAUCCGCGGCCUGAGCCCAAGAGGACCCCCACCCGCAGCCCCCACACCGCCCACAGGCCCGCCGGGAGCAUGCUGCCUGCGGCCAUGAAGGGGCUCAGCCUGGCGCUGCUGGCCGUCCUGCUGUGCUCCGCGCCCGCUCAUGGCCUGUGGUGCCAGGACUGCACCUUGACCACCAACUCCAGCCAUUGUACCCCGAAGCAGUGCCAGUCGUCGGACACAGUGUGCGCCAGUGUCCGGAUCACCGAUCCCAGCAGCAGCAGGAAGGACCAUUCUGUGAACAAGAUGUGUGCCUCUUCCUGUGACUUCGUGAAGCGACACUUUUUCUCAGACUAUCUAAUGGGAUUUAUUAACUCUGGGAUCUUAAAAGUCGACGUGGCCUGCUGUGAGAAGGAUUUGUGCAAUGGGGCGGCCGGGGUGGGGCGCAGCCCCUGGGCCCUGGCAGGGAGCCUCCUGCUCAGCCUGGGGCCUGCCCUGCUCUGGGCUGGGCCCUGAGGUCUGUUCCCUCCUAGGGGCUUCUGAGCUUGUUCCCUUGAGCUUGUCACUGCCCCCUCCCCAGCCUCUCCUGGCUGGGGCUGGGGGCAGUCUCAGCCCAGCUCCGUGGCCUGUGGCUCUCACCCCACCCCAGCCAUGAAUUUUGUCUCCCUGUCUCUCCAUGAGCUCUGAGUCCCAGGCAGCUGGAAAUCCCCAGGAAGCCUGGCAUCUGGGCAGAGGGCAGGGGGUUGGGACCCCGGGUCCUAGAGGGGAGGUGAACCCAAGCAAGGCACAGCCCAACAUCCUGGCUGAAAGGCCACCUUCGACAGAGAAAUAAAGUCACUUCUGAGUCCUGA